UAUUUUGCUAAAAUUUUGUAUUUAUGUUCAUAUAUGUAGAGUCUAAUAUCAUUCACCCUCCAUCUUAUAUCAAUCAAUUUGUCACAUACAUUCAUUCACCCUCAAAUGCUCUCCACACUUAUUUUCUACCUCUUUAUUACAACUCUUGCAAAUUCCAUUACAAUCCCAUUUGAACAAGACCACAUUCUCAUCAACUUUGGCCUACCAAAAAAUUCUCCACAACUUAUCGAUAACCCCGGUGGUACAUGGCAGAGCGAUCAAGACUUCAUCCUCACUUCGCUAUCUGCCACCAGUAACUCCAUUGCUUUUGCAGUGGAGGCUACAACUCCCUAUAAUAUGGCCCGAAUAUUUCGGACCACGACAACAUAUUCCAUACCUGUUACUACGUGGGGGCCCAAACUAAUCCGCCUCUACUUUCCACCCCUAUCCAUAUCCUACGACAUCAUAGAUACCAAAUCAUCUUUUCUUUCGCUCACAAUUAAUGGGUUUAAUAUUUUGCGCAACUUUAGCGCGUACGCUGUUAUGGCCCACGCUAAUGCGCACACCAACACCACCGCGCCGGUAACAGACGGUCUUGUAAGAGAGAUUUACAUCUCUUUAGACGAAGGAGAGGGGCAAAGGGCUAUAAACCUAACUUUCUCACCAAGUAACCCGGAUGGAUUUGGGUUUAUAAACGGGUUAGAGAUUAUAUCUGUGCCGGAUGGGUUGUAUGUUAACCGUUCGUCAUCCAAUAUGGUUCCAUAUCUUGAGGGUGGGUUUCAAAAUUAUUUGAAUAACCCGUUUAAUUUUUCGGAUUCAAUAGCUAUGGAAAAUAUUAUCCGGUUGAACGUUGGCGGGCCGACUGUGGAUCCGAGUGAGGAUUCCGGACUUCGCCGGACUUGGUUCGGCAUAGACGAUGACUACAUGAGUUAUGGUCUAAACUCCACAAUAUCCUACGACGAUACUACAAUCAAUUAUACGGUUGCAACACUAUCGUAUACGGCGCCAGAAUUAGUGUACUUGACAAUGAGGGAGAUGGGACCAUAUGUUGGAGAAUUGAAGAAAAACCAAAAUUUGACAUGGUUGUUCGAGGUCGAUGUUGGAUUUAAUUAUCUUGUGAGGCUCCAUUUUUGCGAGUUAGAUUCCACAAUCAACAGCAAUGACCAAAGAAGUUUCGACGUUAGUAUCAACAAUCAAAUGGGUGCACAUGAUAUUGAUGUUUUUGCGCUAACUGGUGGCAUUUUCAUUCCAAUGUAUCGAGAUUUCGUUACGCUCUUUGAAGGUAGUGAUACCAUCAUAGCUAGUGUCGAAACCAGAGGUCUUCUUUCAGUGACACUUACUCCCGACCCUACCACAACGUAUAAUGAUGUCAUGCUCAAUGGAUUGGAGAUUUUCAAGUUAAGUUCUUCAAAUGGUUCUCUUGCUGCACCAAAUCCUACUCUUGCUGCACCAAAUCCUACUUUCCCUUUACAAAGACAUGAACAUGGUCUAACCAAAAUCAUGAUCAUCUUCAUCAUACUUGGAAUUGGAAUAGGCAUAUGCAUGUUAAUUGCACUAAUCCUCUUGUACAAAAAGAUGAACUCGCUGAUCGAGAAAAGUAAAGAAAUUGAAACAUUGUUGAAACAACAUGGAUCCCUCGGUCCAAAGAGGCAUACUUAUGCAGAUUUGAAGAGAAUUACAAACUCCUUCAAAAUCAAGCUAGGUGAAGGAGGUUACGGUAUUGUAUACAAAGGAAAACUACAUUGUGGGGAUCAAGUGGCAGUGAAAAUUCUCAAGAGAUCAUCGAAUCGAGAUAUGGAUAUGGUGGAAUUCAUCAAUGAAGUUGCAAGUAUCGGAAACACCAAUCAUAAAAACAUUGUGAAACUCCUAGGCUUUUGUUACGAGGGUUCAAAACGCGCUCUUAUAUAUGACUACAUGCCUUGCGGAUCUCUUGAAAAGUUCACACAUGGGGGUAGAGACGAAAACAAUCAACAACUCUCAUGGAAAAGUUUAUUUGAAAUCGCGAUUGGGAUUGCAAGAGGGCUAGAGUACUUGCACCAAGGGUGCAACACGAGAAUAUUACACUUUGACAUUAAGCCCCAAAACAUUCUAUUAGACGAGAAUUAUUGCCCCAAGAUAUCUGAUUUUGGCCUGGCUAAGAUAUGCCCACAAAAGGACAGCAUAAUAUCAAUGUCAGAUGCCAGAGGAACUGGAGUGUACAUUGCACAUGAGGUUUUCUUCAAGAGAUUUGGCGGAGUUUCUCAUAAAUCAGAUGUUUAUAGUUACGGAAUGUGGGUUUUGGAAAUCGUUGGGUGUCGAAAAAAUAUUGAUGCGAAAUUGGAACAUAGUAGUGAGCAGUAUUUUCCGCAUUGGAUUUACAAGCAACUCGAGGAAGUUGAAGAGAUCGAUCAAAUCGACACCACAAACAACAACGAGGGAUCAGUACUCAAAAGGAAGAUGGUUGUAGUGGGUUUAUGGUGCAUACAAACCAACCCCUUCACCCGACCAAAUAUGACUCGAGUUGUAGAAAUGCUCGAAGGAACACUCGACUUGCUGCAGAUUCCUCCGAUUCCAUCUCUUGCUUCUCCUUUGAGAUCACACGAAAUUUCUACCACUCUAGAUGAAAUCUUAUUAGGUGGACUUUUUGUAUCCUCCAUUUGAUGGUCUAGUUAGACAAUGUAGCCAUUAUAGUGAGCUUUUUAGCUUUGUGUAAAUGAUUGUCUCCAAUAAGUGCAACAUAAUUUGCUAGUUAAUUCGCUUAUGUUAUAUUUGGAAACGAUGAUUAUUGGUUUAAUUUCAUGUUUGGCAAAUCAAUGAAUUCAAUUUUGAAUUGAAGUCAUUUCUACCAUUGUAUUAAAAGUAGAUAAAGU
Messenger RNA from Amaranthus tricolor (Joseph's coat), 2828 nucleotides. RefSeq names its product probable receptor-like protein kinase At5g39020. NCBI's taxonomy places the organism in Eukaryota, Viridiplantae, Streptophyta, Magnoliopsida, Caryophyllales, Amaranthaceae. Gene Ontology annotation, molecular function: protein kinase activity; ATP binding. The record is from RefSeq and is a predicted model, not a curated record. The transcript has 5 exons. Gene Ontology annotation, biological process: protein phosphorylation. Bases 106 to 2619 code for a protein of 837 amino acids.